AUGGCUCCAAAAACUGUUCCGUCAAAAAUUGUCAUCGCUGGCAAUUCGAAAAUGUCGUUGAACGAAAGGUAUGCGAACGUGCGAAAACUCUAAAAACAUAACUAAACGUCAGGUUUUCUUCUAUUCCAAAAGCUAGAACUCACUUGAAGAAACCGAAAUUUGUGCCAAAAACAGUUUAUCAGAAUGUCGAAGUAAGUUAAAAUGUAGAAUACAGCUUCAACCAGUUAACUUCAGUACGAAGACCCGGUUGAGGUUUUUCCGAGACCCGUGAUUCGUCGCCCACGCCCUCAUCCAACCUUCCAUCAACGUCCUGUACCUAUUCGUAAGCUACAGCAGAUUUGAUCUUAUUGACUUCCGCUAUCUUACAGAAAACCGUGUGACGUUCGUGAAGACUGCUCCCGCUCAGAGAGGGUUCGCUCCACGCACUAACCUUGUUAAUAGGAAUCCUCAAUUCCAAACGUUCAAGAAGCCUGCUGUUAGGUAAUUUUUGAGUCAGAGGAACUCGUAUUUUGAUUUUUAAUGCUUCCAGGUCCGGCUUCAACCAAGUCAAGCGCAAGCUUUUCAGUAAUAGAAUCAACAACAACGGUUUCCAAGGAGGAAAUACAUUUCAGGGCAAAACGUUCCCAUCAGUGCCGAAAAAGAAAACUCUCGCUGA
Messenger RNA from Caenorhabditis sp. 36 PRJEB53466, 655 nucleotides. NCBI's taxonomy places the organism in Eukaryota, Metazoa, Nematoda, Chromadorea, Rhabditida, Rhabditidae. The record is from the annotation of a GenBank genome assembly.